AUGGCGACCAAGCCUUCACUCAAAGCUGCCGAGGACUUCCUCUCCUUCGUCAAUGCUUCGCCUACACCGUUCCACGCCGUCAAAUCAGCAAAAGAAAGGUUGGAGAAGGCAGGCUUCAAGCAGAUCAAGGUCCGCAUUCAUAUCCCCCGUGUUGACAUUGAACGCGACUCAUGGGCACCUACCCUCCAGCCCGGAGGCAAGUACUACCUCACCCGUAACACCUCCUCCAUUGUUGCAUUCGCUAUCGGCAAUAAAUGGAAGGCCGGUAACCCCAUCGCCAUGAUUGGCGCCCAUACAGACUCUCCCUGCCUGCGCAUCAAGCCUGUAUCUAAGCGAACAGGCGACGGCUUCAUUCAAGUAGCCUGCGAGACAUAUGGCGGUGGUCUUUGGCAUACCUGGUUCGAUCGCGACCUCAGCAUCGCCGGUCGUGCCAUGGUGCGGACAAAGGACGGCAAUAUUGAGCAGCGCCUGGUCAAGGUCGAGCGACCCAUCUUGCGGAUACCCACUCUGGCCAUUCAUCUGGAUCGCCAGGAGAACUUCCAGUUUAACAAGGAGACGCAAUUGUUCCCUAUUGCUGGCCUUGUCGCUGCAGAGCUGAACCGCCAGGGCAAGACCGAAGAGACCAAGGAGGACGGCAAUGAGGCAGAGACUGAGGGCCCGCUCGCUGCCCCAACUUCGAGACAUCACCCGUACAUAAUCGAUAUCAUCGCUGAGGAGGCUGGCGCUGAACCCAGCGACAUCGUAGACUUCGAGAUGGUCCUGUACGAUACACAGAAGUCGGUUAUUGGCGGCCUGAACAAUGAGCUCAUCUUCUCUCCGCGACUGGACAAUCUCAUGAUGACGUACUGCAGCGUGGAGGGUAUCAUCAAGAGUCUUUCUGCGUCCUCGGCAUUGGAGAAAGACUCAACUAUCCGAUUGAUCGCGUGCUUUGACCACGAGGAGAUUGGUUCCCAAACCGCACAAGGCGCAGACUCCAACCUGCUGCCUGCUGUGAUCCGCCGUCUGUCAGUCUUGCCUGCCUCUGACAGCAAUUCCGACAAGUCGUUUGAUAAAGUCGAAGCGGAUACUGCUACCGCUUACGAGCAAACGCUCGCCACAUCCUUCCUCAUAUCCGCUGAUAUGGCUCACUCUGUGCAUCCCAACUACCCAGCCAAGUACGAAUCCCAACACAGGCCUGAGAUGAACAAGGGCACUGUCAUUAAGAUCAACGCCAACGCCCGAUAUGCCACCAACUCACCGGGUAUAGUCCUGCUCCAGGAAGCUGCCCGUCGUGCGAAAGCGGCGUCCUACAACCCAAAGUCGGGUAAGGAAGGUGUUCCACUUCAACUUUUCGUCGUCCGUAACGACUCGUCGUGUGGCAGCACCAUCGGUCCUAUGCUGUCAGCCGCUAUGGGCGCCCGUACUCUUGAUCUCGGCAACCCUCAGCUCAGCAUGCACAGCAUUCGCGAGACCGGCGGUGCGCAUGAUGUUGAGCACGCUGUCAACCUAUUCGACAGCUUCUUUGAGAACUUCGAGGAACUCGAGAAGAAGAUCAUCGUGGAUUGA
Alternaria atra is the source of this 1545-nucleotide messenger RNA. RefSeq lists its product as uncharacterized. The record is from RefSeq and is a predicted model, not a curated record. The transcript is spliced from 3 exons. Bases 1 to 1545 code for a protein of 514 amino acids. Gene Ontology annotation, cellular component: fungal-type vacuole. Gene Ontology annotation, molecular function: zinc ion binding; metalloaminopeptidase activity. Gene Ontology annotation, biological process: proteolysis. Lineage: Eukaryota; Fungi; Ascomycota; Dothideomycetes; Pleosporales; Pleosporaceae.